AUGGACCCCAGAACCCUCCGCCCUGCCAUCCCAGUUGUCGCUGUCGCGAAACCACCUCAUCCUCUUAGAACACGCGAGAAUCCCAAUACCGCGCCUGCGUUGGACCGCCGUUGUACUCGCCAGGGAUUCCUACGCCGCAACAAUCCCGCGUUGGCUGACAUCGUUAGCUCCCCGUCUGUCGUAAACCCGGCCUACCUAGCAUCAUUCCCCGCCUUCCCAUAUAUUCGUGACUCGUACGCGAAAACGCUGUGUAGCGAAGAGCCGGCUCGUCAUUGCGUCGCGGGUAUGCGUCUUGGACAAUGUUCGUCGGCCCUGGAUGCGCGCGUGAGUCGGUGA
Aspergillus mulundensis is the source of this 336-nucleotide messenger RNA. RefSeq lists its product as uncharacterized. The coding region runs from base 1 to 336 and encodes 111 amino acids. The transcript has a single exon. The record is from RefSeq and is a predicted model, not a curated record. NCBI's taxonomy places the organism in Eukaryota, Fungi, Ascomycota, Eurotiomycetes, Eurotiales, Aspergillaceae.